Molecule: messenger RNA, 6042 nt
Organism: Astyanax mexicanus (Mexican tetra)
Lineage: Eukaryota; Metazoa; Chordata; Actinopteri; Characiformes; Acestrorhamphidae
Gene: pik3r4
Product: phosphoinositide-3-kinase, regulatory subunit 4
Exons: 20
Coding region: 260-4411 (1383 amino acids)
Biological process (GO): autophagy of peroxisome; late endosome to vacuole transport; protein targeting to vacuole
Cellular component (GO): late endosome; phosphatidylinositol 3-kinase complex, class III, type II; nucleus-vacuole junction
Molecular function (GO): ATP binding; protein binding; protein serine/threonine kinase activity
Source: RefSeq, a predicted model, not a curated record
CGCGCCGAGAAUGACGAGUCUCAUUUUUUACUGUCAUCAACAAACCCCGUCCUGUCUGUGUUUUGAGGUUUAAUACGGGAUGUCAGUGGAUGUUAUUAUAUUAUUGUUGCGUUUAUGAAGCUGUGCGGCUGUUAGUUCGAGUAUUCGUGUUUUGGUGGUGAAGAAAGCGCCGGGGUCAUGAACCUGUCUCUGUCGAGAGGGAACUGAAAGCAGAUCAGACCCAUUUCUAAAGGAAUCUUCACUUAAAACAGAAACCAGGAUGGGAAAUCAGCUGGCUGGAAUCGCUCCCUCGCAAAUCCUCUCUGUCGACAGCUAUUUCUCAGACAUCCAUGAUUAUGAAUAUGACAAAAGUCUUGGCAGCACACGAUUUUUUAAGGUUGCCAGAGCUAAACACAGAGAGGGCUUAGUGGUGGUGAAGGUCUUUGCUAUUCAGGAUCCUUCCCUGCCUCUAACCAGCUACAAGCAAGAGCUAGAGGAGCUGAAGAUCAGACUGCACUCUUGCCAGAACUGUUUGCCCUUUCAAAAGGCCACACUCACAGAGAAAGCAGCCAUACUCUUUCGGCAGUAUGUUCGUGAUAACCUGUAUGAUCGCAUCAGCACACGACCCUUUCUAAACAACGUGGAGAAGAAAUGGAUAGCCUUCCAGAUCCUGAAUGCUGUGGACCAGGCUCAUAAAUCAGGCGUGCGUCACGGGGACAUUAAGACGGAGAACAUUAUGGUGACGAGCUGGAACUGGGUGCUGCUUACCGAUUUUGCCAGUUUUAAACCCACAUAUCUUCCUGAGGAUAAUCCGGCUGACUUCAACUACUUCUUUGACACAUCCCGAAGGAGAACCUGUUACAUAGCACCAGAGAGAUUUGUGGAUGGCAGUAUGUUUACCACAGAGAGUGACCAGAACACUCCACUUGUGGACCUAACUAGUAAUAGCCAGAGGACCAGAGGGGAGCUCAAACAGCCUAUGGACAUUUUCUCAGCUGGCUGUGUUAUUGCAGAGCUGUUCACAGAGGGGGUGCCGCUGUUUGAUCUCUCGCAGUUGCUGGCCUAUCGCAAGGGUCUUUUUCAAACCGAACAAGUCUUGAUGAAAAUUGAAGACCAGAGUAUCCGAGAACUGGUUGCCCAGAUGGUCCAGCGAGAACCUGAAAAACGUUUGGCGGCAGAAGAUUAUUUGAAACAGCAGCGAGGCAAGGCCUUCCCAGACAUCUUCUACACCUUCCUUCAACCUUACAUGGCCCAGUUUGCCAAAGAGACCUUCCAGUCUGCGGAUGAGCGAGUGUUAGUGAUUCGCAAGGACCUGGAUAAUAUCCUCCAUAACCUGUGUGGUGGUGGGGGAAGGGAUGCAGGGAAGGCUGAGAAGCAAGAGAAGGCAUCUCAGGAGCUUGCAUCAUCCAAAGAACAUGGACUGGUGGUUUUGGUGUCUGUAAUCACCUCCUGUCUGCAGACUCUGUGCUCCUGUGAUUCUAAACUGGCGGCACUGGAGUUGGUGCUCCACCUGGCCAGCUGGCUGAGUGUGGAGAUACUGUUGGACCGAAUCACUCCGUAUUUACUGCACUUCUGCAAUGACUCAGUGCCUCGCGUGAGGGCAGAGGCUGUGCGCACACUUGCUAAAGUCCUGGCGCUGGUCAAGGAGGUGCCCCGCAAUGAUGUUAACAUCUACCCAGAGUACAUCCUGCCGGGCAUUGCACAUUUGGCUCAGGAUGAGGCCACCAUCGUCAGACUUGCUUAUGCAGAGAACAUUGCCCAUCUGGCUGAGACAGCACUGCGUUUUCUGGAGUUGGUGCAGGAGAAUAAUCUGAACUCUGAACAGGACCUGAAUGGAGAAGAUGCUGAGGAGAUUCUUCAUCCCAAUGAAAACUAUGAUUCAGAGCUGCAGGCAUUGCAUGAAAUGGUUCAGCAGAAGGUGGUGACACUCCUCAGUGACCCUGAGAACAUUGUGAAGCAGACGCUGAUGGAGAACGGCAUCACGCGUCUCUGCGUGUUCUUCGGGAGACAGAAGGCCAAUGAUGUUCUUCUUUCACACAUGAUCACGUUUCUCAAUGACAAGAAUGACUGGCACCUCCGUGGGGCUUUCUUUGACAGUAUUGUGGGAGUAGCAGCUUACGUGGGGUGGCAGAGCUCAUCCAUCCUGAAGCCUUUGCUGCAGCAGGGUCUGAGUGAUGUGGAAGAGUUUGUUAUUUAUAAAGCUCUGAAUGCUCUUACCUGCAUGUGUCAGCUGGGUCUUCUGCAGAAGCCACACAUCUAUGAGUUUGUCAGUGAUAUUGCUCCUUUCUUGUGCCAUCCCAACCUGUGGAUCCGAUACGGAGCUGUAGGAUUCAUCACUGUAGUAGCACAGCACCUCAACAUAGCUGAUGUUUACUGCAAGCUCAUGCCUCACCUCAACCCUUUUAUUACUCAACCUAUUAUACAGAUUGAUAAGGAGAUAGUGCUGCUGAGUGUGCUUAAAGAGCCCGUGAGUCGCUCCAUCUUCGACUAUGCGCUCCGCUCUAAAGACAUUAGCAGUCUCUUCAGGCACCUGCUGCUUCGUCAGAAGAAACGCAAUGGCUUGAUCCCUGAGUGCCCCAUUCCUGACGACCCUGCCAUCGCACAGCUGCUUAAAAAGCUUCUUUCACAGGGAAUGACAGAAGCUGAGGAGGACAAGCUCCUGGCUCUGAAAGAUUUCAUGCUCAAGUCUAACAAAGCUAAGGCCAACAUCAUUGACCAGACCCACCUGAGCGAUGGGGCCCAGAGCGGAGUCAUCGACCUGGGCACACUGGGCAUCACUGGCAGACAGGUGGACCUCAUCAAACCCAAGCAGGAAUCAGAAGACAAGAGAGCCCGUAAACACACAAAGCAAGACUCCAACCUGAAUGAGGAGUGGAAGAGCAUGUUCGGUUCUCUGGACCCGCCCAGCUCGACUCCAGCACCGCCGACGGUACCUAGUGUUCUAGUUGCGAGCGGUGGUGGGGAACCCAACGGAACUCUGGCCGGAGGGUGCCUGCGAUCUGAGAGUUCCUCCCAGACUCUUAACCUUCCUCAUGUCCCAUCCUCAGCCCAGGCCCCCGAAGGUGCAGCCACUCAGCCCAGGAAAGUCACAGCAGCCCCUGCAGUUCAGGUUGUGCAGUCGAUGACCGGAGCAUCCACAUACCAGCGGCGCGUGACCACCUGCAAGGCCGAACUGCAGCAGCUGGUGCAGCAGAAGAGAGAGCAGUGCAAUGCAGAGCGCAUGGCCAAGCAGAUGAUGGAAAGUGCUGAAUGGGAGAGCCGGCCUCCGCUGCCAGGAUGGCAUCCAAAAGGGCUGCUAGUGGCCCAUCUUCAUGAGCACAAGUCUGCUGUGAACCGAAUCCGAGUUUCUGACGAGCACUCCAUCUUUGCAACCUGCUCCAAUGACGGCACAGUGAAGAUCUGGGACAGUCAGAAAAUGGAGGGAAAGACAACGACCACAAGGUCAGUGCUGACGUAUUCUCGUAUUGGAGGCCAUGUAAAAACCCUGACCUUCUGUCAAGGGUCACAUUACCUUGCUGUGGCUUCAGACAACGGCUCCAUCCAGCUUCUUGCAGUCGAGACCAACAAGCCCCCCAAAUCCCCCAAGGUGCAGCCCUGUCAGACCAGGUUCCUGGACCUGAAGGAAGAUGGCUGUGUGGUGGACAUGCAUCACUUUAACUCCGGGGCUCAGUCUGUGCUGGCCUACGCCACAGUUAACGGCUCGCUGGUGGGCUGGGACCUGCGCAGCAACAGCAAUGCCUGGACACUGCGGCACGACCUGCGCCUGGGCCUCAUCACCUCCUUCGCUGUGGACAUGCACCAGUGCUGGCUGUGUGUGGGCACAAGCAAUGGUACAAUGGCAUGCUGGGAUAUGCGUUUUCAGUUGCCCAUUUCAAACCACUCCCACCCGGCUAGAGCUCGAAUUAGACGUCUGCUCAUGCACCCCCUUUAUCAGUCGUCUGUCAUUACAGCUGUCCAAGGAAACAAUGAGGUGUCCAUGUGGGACAUGGAGACUGGAGACAGGAAGUUCACUCUUUGGGCCAGCUCAGCGCCCCCACUCUCAGAGAUGCAGCCAUCCCCUCACAGUGUGCAUGGCAUAUACUGCAGUCCUGCUGAUGGCAACCCCCUUCUGCUCACCGCUGGAUCAGACAUGAGAAUAAGGUUCUGGGACCUUGCUUACCCUGAAAGGUCCUACAUUGUUGCCGGAGGUGCCAAUGACUCCCUUCACUGCCCCUCGGUCUUCUACAAUCGCAAGAUUAUUGAGGGAACAGAAGUCGUGCAGGAGAUUCACAGUAAGCAGAAGAGUGGCUCAACAGAGGACGCUCCUCGCAGAGGGCCAGAGUCACUUCCUGUGGGCCACCAUGACAUCAUUACUGACAUCGCCACCUUCCAGACCACCCAGGGCUUCAUAGUCACUUCGUCCAGAGAUGGCAUUGUGAAAGUGUGGAAGUGAGAGACUGAUCUUAAUGAUAAAGGCCACAGUCCACAUGGAGAGGUCUAAUCACAUCUAAUCACAUACAGUGGAUCUCAAAGUCUCACAUCAUAUUUGAGCAUGUGACGUCUAAAGACCCUUUCACACUGAGUCAGAUCUUUUUUCCUGAAAUAAAGUAUAUUAAAGUAUAUUGAUGUAUAUUGAUAAAUCAGAGCCUGCUCGAUUUCUACAUUGUUAAAAUGCACUACAAAUCAGACUGACCAAUCAGAGCUCCAUUUUCUGUUGGUUGCAAAACAAGAACACAAAAACUUACAGCUCUUAAAAAAUAAUAAUCAACCACUUCAUUUUCUGAAUUAGUUUCUCUGAUUUUGCUAUUUAUAGGUAUAUGUUUGAGUAAAAUGAACAUUGUUGUUUUAUUCUAUAAACUAUGUUUCUCCCAAAUUCCAAAUAAAAUAUUGUCAUUUAGAGCAUUUAUUUACAGAAAAUGAGAAAUGACUAAAAUAACAAAAAAGAUGCAGAGGUUUCAGACCUCAAAUAAUGCAUAGAAAACAAGUUCAUAUGCAUAAAUGUUUAAGAAAAUCGUUCAGAAAUAAAUAUUUGGUGGAAUAACCCUGGUUUUUAAUCACAGUUUUCAUGCAUCUUGGCAUGUUCUCCUCCACCAGUCUUACACACUGCUUUUGAAUAACUUUAUGCCACUCCUGGUGCAGAAAUUCAAGCAGCUCAGCUGGGUUUGAGAUCAUCAUUCUUCCUCUUGAUUAUAUUCCAGAGGUUUUCAAUUUGGUAAAAUCAAAGAAACUCAUAUUUUAAGUGGUCUCUGUAUAUGAUUAUAUGAAGAGCAACAAGCUGACUAUAAAAUAUGAAAGUUAAAGAAAAUAUAUGCCAGAGUGAGAUCUUUACAGAUGGCUUAUGAAGCAGAAAGCAGACAGUGAGCAGAGAAAAGUAAAAAGCAGGAAUUUAUGAGAGCUAGGUAGUUUCUAUAACUAUUUACAAUGAGUCAGACCCAUUUUUUGGCCUUCUGUGCUCUGUGUACAGAUUCCACUACGUUAAAAAUCUUUCUUUUUCUGAGAAAAUCAUUCUUGGUGUGAAAGGGUCUUAAGUCAGCCUAAGAUGCCAACUAACUCUUGUUUUCAGAGAUGCAGCUGCACUCCUAAAAACUGAGGCACUUCAGUUGUUGUUUGAAUGAAGCCAUAAAAAGUUUGAUUAUGGAACCAAAAGUUUUUUUUUCUAUGGCAUUGCUUAAGGACUCAUAUGAAGCACCUUUAUUUUUAAGAGUGUUGAUAAAACCAGUGCUAUGAAAAAUUAACUGUAUGAUAUGUUUUCUUGUACGUGCUAAAAUAAUACUAAAGAUCACAAAGGUAUAGUUGGCUACUGGUAGCCAGUCUCACAGUUAAACAAUGGUUAUAACCAUCGCAAUACAAGCUUUAUGAUGUAUCAGUGCAAAUAUAUAUAAGCAGCUGGAGUGGUUGGAGAAAGGCAGUGGAUGGCUGAUGAUUGAAUCAUUGUGUUGUGGUUCUCAGUAUUAUAAAAUAAGCAUAGUCAACAAAAGAAAUGAAUUAUUGAUCAUUGAUACAUCAUGUGAAUUGUGUCCACAGGUUUAUUUGUACAAAAUGUUUAACAGAAUGAACAAAUAAAAACUAAAACAUUAUAACAAA